This is a messenger RNA of Penicillium salamii, 543 nucleotides long. NCBI's taxonomy places the organism in Eukaryota, Fungi, Ascomycota, Eurotiomycetes, Eurotiales, Aspergillaceae. The record is from the annotation of a GenBank genome assembly.
AUGGUGGGUAUCGGCGGCGGUGUUCCACCAAAGGUGAGGCUUGACGAUGUCGUAGUUAAAAUACCCGUCGGCCAGUUUCCCGGUGUAGUCCAAUGGGACUUGGGCAAAGCAAAACAAAGCAGAAACCUUGAACGGACCGGGUCGCUAAACAAUCCACCUACAUCCCUGCUCACGACUCUGACAGCGUUGGACUCGAAACACGAAUUGAUUUGGCUCCAAGAUACCAAUUUACCUGGAGAAAGUGAGAGAGAUGGCCGAGACUUGUACCGAAGUUAUCAAGGAUGCUGCUCGCGAAACAAACUCAACAAAGAUCUCAGUGGCCGCCUCCUUUGCAUCGGAAUAGAAGCGGCGGGGCUGACAAACAACUUUCCAUCCAUCGUCAUUCGAGGAUCCUGCGAAUACGCAGACUCACACAAGAACAAGGAUGGGCAGGAAUACGCCGCCGCUGUUGCUGCAGCAUUCGCCAAGAAAAUCCUGUCAUUCUUGCAACCAAAUAAUGUUGAGGGAGAGCACCCCGUGAAUGAGUUACUUAGGCAGGGUUAG